ACACAGAAUGGAAAAUGAAACACAGAAAAUCGUUAGACACGACACCAUUUCCUGUUGUCUAGCCUUCCUUCAAAAAUGAAAGUACCCAGGAUGCACUGCAGGGCUGCGUGGGCGUUGUUGUUGGAUAGGUUCAGAUCUUCUGCAGUUUUGUUCCUCAUCCUUCUGCGAGCAGUGCAGACCCAGACUGUUGUGACCACAGUACCAGUGGCAGUGUUGGAGGGAGAGGAUACCAGGCUGCGCUGCCAACUCCAAGUCACCUGCUGCGACACCAAGUGUCUAUUCUGGAGCCACAUGGGUCCCGGGGAUGACGGUUUCCAGGUCGGCGAAUGUUCGAGGGACUGUGGAAACUGCAGUAUCUGUCCAGACCCACAGUCAGAACCUUGUAGUAGUAGUACAGAGCUUUAUUUCAAAAAACACCCAAAGAUCAUGUGCAGCCAUCUACAUGUGUCAAGAUUGUGGCGAUCGAUCGUACAGGGUUAAACUGGACGUACAUUACCCUCCCAGCAAACUGACUAUCAGUGAUUCCAGCCCCAUCGCGAUUCAAGGUCGUCCGUUUGAACUGUCAUGUCAGAUGAACGACCUUGGAAACCCUGAGGCAGACAUCACUUGGCAGCCUGACACAGAGGGGGUCAUCACGCAAGGUCAAGGUUCAAGUACGAUACAGUUUAACAGUGUGGAUCAUCGGACUAUGCCGCGGAAAAUUAAAUGUUACCCAACCCAAGAUGGCAGUAAAGUGAGCGAAGAUGCACUACAGAACCUGGGCGUCUCUGUGCCUUUAGAAAUAUAUUACCCCCCAGAAAGUGUACAGAUCCAGAGCCCGCACAGUUCCACAGUCCUGUUCACAAAUAUCGGUGACAGACUGGAUCUCAACUGCACAGUGGGACAAUCCAACCCCACCCCAACCAUAUCAUGGUGGAGGAAUGAUGCAUUGGUGCAGGAAGGAGACUCGAGAUUGUCGAUCGCACAAGUUAGGCAAACAGAUAUUGGGCAGUAUGUGUGUAAGGCAAGGGUAGAUGUACCAAGUUUGGGCAUACACUGGAACGUGCAGAGCGGUCCUGUCACAGUGUUACUUGAAUCUGAUGCUCACAUUACAACCACUGCCCUACCUUCCACUGCUACAACUCCACACAUUUCAACUGCAAAGACAACAGACAUGGCACCAGUAGUGGCAGCAGGUGUUCAAGAAAACAGUUCAUCUAAAGACCACCAGGUCUUCACCAUGGCAGUUAUCAUGAGUUGUGCGUUUGGAGGAGUGAUGUUCCUGUGUGUGGUGAUUAUAGCAGCAUGGGUUUACCAACACAGGAAAAGAUCACCUAGAACAUCUCAGCUUCAACUUCAAGGUAAAAACUGA
This is a messenger RNA of Branchiostoma belcheri (Belcher's lancelet), 1351 nucleotides long. RefSeq names its product hemicentin-2-like. Gene Ontology annotation, molecular function: cell adhesion molecule binding. The record is from RefSeq and is a predicted model, not a curated record. NCBI's taxonomy places the organism in Eukaryota, Metazoa, Chordata, Leptocardii, Amphioxiformes, Branchiostomatidae. Gene Ontology annotation, biological process: cell-cell adhesion. Bases 305 to 1351 code for a protein of 348 amino acids. The transcript has 7 exons. Gene Ontology annotation, cellular component: cell-cell junction.